This is a messenger RNA of Plasmodium adleri (nom. inval.), 4527 nucleotides long. Its product is annotated as DNA-directed RNA polymerase I subunit RPA2, putative. The transcript has 2 exons. Bases 1 to 4527 code for a protein of 1508 amino acids. Gene Ontology annotation, biological process: DNA-templated transcription. The record is from RefSeq and is a predicted model, not a curated record. NCBI's taxonomy places the organism in Eukaryota, Apicomplexa, Aconoidasida, Haemosporida, Plasmodiidae. Gene Ontology annotation, molecular function: DNA-directed RNA polymerase activity; DNA binding; ribonucleoside binding. Gene Ontology annotation, cellular component: RNA polymerase I complex.
AUGGCAGAGGAAGUAAAUAGAAAUGUUAAAAGAGCGUCCGAAUUGAUUAAUUAUAAUAAAGUAGAUAAAAGUUGUUUAAAAAAUAUCAACCUACAAAUUACGGAUGGAGAAAUAAAGUUACAUUUAAAAAUUAUUGAAGCCUUAUAUCCUAAUAUGAAAUUAAAAGUUGAUAAAUUAAUAAAUGGAAGUUAUAAUAUUUUUACGAAAUUCUUAGUACAAUCACAUAUAGAUGAUUUUAACUCCUUUAUAAAUGUUUAUAUAAAAAAUAUUGCUGAGAAUAUACCAAUCAUGGAAUUUUCACCUCAGCAAAAUAAUUAUUCUCUAUUAAAUAUGAAUAAGAAUAAUUCUGAAUCAGUAAAGUUUUUCGUAAGUGAUAUACAAAUAAAAAAUCCAAUGAUAAAAAAUGAAAAAGGGGAGUAUAGAGCAGAUUAUCCUUAUUUAUGUAAACUAUCUGCUAGAACAUAUGAAGGAGAAUUACUUAUAAAAAUUAAUAGACAAUAUAAAGAUGAAAUAGCUAGUACAACAAUAUGUGCUGGACAUAUUCCAAUUAUGAUUAUGUCCAAUUUAUGUAAUUUAAGUAAUUUAAAUAAAAAAGAAUUAGCUCAAAAAGGAGAAGACCAAAGUUUAUUAGGUGGUUUUUUUGUAGUAUCUGGAAGAUUAAAAGUAAUAAGAUAUGUAAUUCAUCCGAAAUAUAAUACAUUAUUACUAAAUGCUGAUAAUAAGAUACAUAUAAAUUGUUUAUUAAAUGAUAAUACUGUCGUAAUUAAUUUUUUAACAUUAACUAGAAAUAAUUCAUAUGUUUAUGGAUUCAGAUUCCAAAAUGCAGUAUGUUCUCUUCCUUUUCAUUUAUUAUUAAUGAUUUUAAGUCCAAUAAAAAAGAAAAGUUAUAUUUUUAAUAAAAUUAAGCUAGGAGUUGAAAAUGAAAAUGCAAUUAAAUAUAUAGAACUUUUUAUUAAUUCUAUAUUUCUAAAAAAUACAUUUAAUGAAAAGGAACUUUUUGAAAAAUAUAAUUUAACUUAUUUAGGUAGAAUUGCUUAUUUAAGAAGAGGUAUUUUUAAAUAUAAUUUAAAUUGCUAUGAAAAAAAAGCAAAAGAUAUUUUAAAAUAUUGUGUAUUACCGCAUAUAAAAAAUAAUUCUGAAAAAUUUGAAACCAUGUGUUUUAUGUUUAAAAAAUUAAUCUAUAGUAAUUUCAAAUUAAUUACUCCUAUAAAUAAAGAUUCUUUAGAAAAUCAUGCUGUAACUACAUGUAGUAAUUUAUUAGCAAAUUUGUUGAAAGAUCAAGUAAUGAAUUCUUUAUGUCGUUUGUACAUUAGAUAUACAAGAUCAUUUUUUAAAUAUUUUGAAACGAAAUAUAACACAUUCAAAUUAAGUGUAAAGCAAAUAUAUUUGAGAUACAAAAUGUUUGUAUUAGAGGAAAUGCAAGAAGACCACUUAAACCAAAUAUCUUUGUAUGAAUCAUCUGAAAAUAUCAAUGAUUCUAGUUAUCAAGAUAAUAACGAUUAUAAGAACGAAUCCAAAAAAAAACUCAAAUCCAUUUUCAUAAAUGAAAAAGAAAAAUUGUUCAAGAGCGUCGAGAAUUAUUUCAAAGAAUUAUAUAAUGAUAAUUAUAUGUUUUUAGAAAAUUGUAAAAGUUUUUCAAAUACUUCAUCAGCUAUUUUAUUUUUCUUCAAAACUGGAAAUAUCUCCUCAGAAAAUUUACAUUAUCAACAAAAAAGUGGUUGGGUAAUAGCAGCAGAUGAAAUUAAUAAUUUAAGAUUAAUAACCAAUUUUAGAGCUAUACACAGAGGAACCUUUUUUCAAGAUGUUAAAGUAUUAACUCCAAGAAAAUUAUUAGGAGAAUCAUGGGGAUUUAUAUGCCCUGUACAUACUCCUGACGGUACCCCAUGUGGUUUAUUAAAUCAUUUGGCUCAAUAUUGUCAUGUUCAUAAUUUAUCUAGUAAUGAAGCACAUAAACUCAAUAUAAAAUUGUAUCUUAAAAAAAUAGGUAUAAAUGUAAAUUUAGAUGAUACUAGUGGUAUACAUACAAUUUAUGAUGAUGAAAACAUUCCAAUUAUUGUUGAUUCAAUACCCAUUACAUAUAUAGGAGAAAAAGAUUUUAAUAGAACUGUCUAUAAAUUGAAAUAUGCAAAAAACAAUAAUUUGUUUAAUUUAAAAUCGUAUUUUGAAAUUAAUGCUUAUUUAAAUGAACCUCUAAUUAUGAACAGCAUAAUUAUUAAUACAUUUCCAGGAAGACUAAUACGACCUUUAUUUAAUUUGAAAACUAAAGACAUUGAAUUUAUUUCACCAUCUUAUCAACCAUAUAUAUCUGUAGCUAUAAACAAUGAAGAUGUUAAAAAAAAUAAUUUAGCUAGAAAACUUUUAAAAAAAAAAGAACAAGUUGUUAAUUCGAUAAAAAUAGAUAAAAACCCUUGCAGUAUAAAGCAGAAAUUUUUAUACCAUCAAAAUAGGGAAAACUUAUUAUGCAAAUUAAAAAAGGAAUCAAAAGAUGGCUCAAAUAAAUAUUACAAAAAUAAAAUUGAUAGCAAAUUAUUAAAAGUUUUAGAUCAGAAAAAAAAUAACGAUUCAGAUACAAAUACGGAUAAUUAUGUUAGUAGUUCUGAAUAUGAUACAGAUUCGGAUUAUGAUUAUGAUUAUGAUUCUAAUUGUGAUUCAAAAUCUAACUCUAAUUUUGAUUCAAAGUCUGAUAAUAUAUCAGGAAGUGAUAAUAAUAUGUCAACAACUACAUAUGUUGAUAGUGAUGAAAAUAUUAAUAUAGAUAUGUAUGAACAAAUACCACAAAAAUUUGAAUAUAUGGAAUUAAAAGAGACAUCCUUUUUAUCCUUUCUUGCUUCUUUGACUCCUUUUUCAGAUCAUAAUCAAAGUCCUCGUAAUAUUUAUCAGUGCCAAAUGUUGAAACAAACUAUGGGAAUACAAAGUUUAAAUAAUGUAUAUACAUUCACAAAUAAAAUAUAUCGAAUGAUAACACCUCAAGUACCAUUAGUUGUAACAAGAGAUUAUGAAUUUUAUGGAGUGGAUAAUUUUCCUAGUGGUACGAAUGCGGUAGUGGCUAUAUUAGCUUAUACAGGAUACGAUAUGGAAGAUGCGUUAAUAAUAAAUAAAGCUAGUGCAGAUAGAGGUAUAUUUCGAACACAUAUAUAUAAAACUGAAUUUAUUGAUUUACAAAAAGUUGGAGAAUCUAGUAAUUUUGUGUUUGGAAAUAAUAUAAGAUAUUUAAAUAAUAAUAAAAAUAAUAAUAAGAAUAUGGCUUACGAAAAUAAAGGAAAAUUUUUAAAUAAAGAUGGGUUACCUUGUGUACAACAAAAGAUAACAGAGGGUAGUCCAUUAUAUUCAUAUAUUAAUAAAAGCAAUGAAUUAACUACUUAUGAAUCUUUUAGGAACCAUGGAGAAUAUUACGUAGACUUUGUAAGUAUAGGAAAAAAUAGUUCAAAUCAAGUAGCAGUUGUUAAAUUAAGAUCAACAAGACAACCACAAGUUGGUGAUAAAUUUGCAUCGAGACAUGGACAAAAGGGGGUUGUCUCUCGAUUAUUUCCUCAAGAGGAUAUGCCAUUUGCUGAAAGUGGUAUUGUUCCUGAUAUUAUUUUCAAUCCUCAUGGUAUUCCAUCUCGUAUGACUAUAGGUAUGCUUAUCGAGAGUAUUUGUGGAAAAGCUGCAUCUUUAUAUGGAAAAAGAAUAGAUGCUACUCCAUUUAGAAAAUAUACGCAACAAAAAAGUUUUAACAAUCCAUGGAUUGACAAUUGUGGUAUCAAAGGUUUCUUGGAAAAAAAUGAUACAUUAAAAUCUGACUUGGAUCCAUGUCAGGAGGAAAAAGAUAAAAAAAAAAAUAAUAAUAAUAAUAAUAAUAAGAUAAAAAAUAAUAAAUAUAAUAACUCUAAUGAUAGUGAUGACAAUUCCAACCAAUGUAAUGAUAAACGUGAUGAAGAAGAAAAAAAAGGUACUAUAACUUAUGAUGAAAAAAUUGAUUAUUUUGCUAAAUUAUUAUUAAACAAAGGAUAUGAUUAUUAUGGAACUGAAUUGUUAUAUAGUGGUAUAUAUGGGGUUCCAUUACAGGCACAUAUAUUUAUUGGUGUAAUUUAUUAUCAAAGGUUAAGACAUAUGGCUUAUGAUAAAGCUCAAGUGAGAAGAACAGGACCAGUGUGUAAUUUAACUCACCAACCCUUGAAAGGAAAAAGAAAACAUGGUGGUAUAAGAGUAGGAGAAAUGGAAAGAGACGGUAUAAUAUCACAUGGUUGUAGUUUUGUAAUUAAUGAAAGAUUUUUAAUGAGUUCUGAUGGACAUGAAUGUUUUGUUUGCCCUAAAUGCGGACUUAUUUUAUCACCAAUAAUGCAAUUUAAUACAACUGGAAAAAUAAUGAAAGGAAGAUCUAUUGGAGGAAAAAGUAAAAUGGCUGUAUGCAAAUCUUGUGAUGUCUCUUGUAAAAUUGUUAUUAUUCCAUAUGUUAUACGAUAUUUAUUAAAUGAACUCAUUUGUUUAAAUGUUACCAUAAGGUUGAAUAUGAAAUCAGUGGAAAAUGUUUUUGAUAUGAAAUAA